Messenger RNA from Notothenia coriiceps (black rockcod), 5807 nucleotides. RefSeq names its product stereocilin. The record is from RefSeq and is a predicted model, not a curated record. Bases 1 to 5766 code for a protein of 1921 amino acids. The transcript has 30 exons. Gene Ontology annotation, cellular component: kinocilium; stereocilium tip; cell surface. Gene Ontology annotation, biological process: cell-matrix adhesion. NCBI's taxonomy places the organism in Eukaryota, Metazoa, Chordata, Actinopteri, Perciformes, Nototheniidae.
AUGGCUGAGAAAGGGCCAGGGAUGGCCACUCUUACAUUCACCAGCAUCAUUGUCUGUGCUGUUUUACUGGGGCAAGGAUCCCCUGAGAAGACAGAAGGUGGUAAAAAGAACCAGAGAGAUGCCAUUCUGAAGGAGAUCCUUUCAAAAUGGAGUGCAGGAAGUGGCUGGAAUCCUCAAAAAGCUCCCCCAGAAACAAACAGUGAACAAUCGAUGCCCCCUUGGGUAAGGAAUAUUAUGGGGGGCCUAAAGACACUUGGCCUCCUCCCCAGCAAGAACCUGCCUUCGUUGAACAAGCCAUUUGACCGGCACCGUCUCUCGGGGUUCCUCUACAACAUCUCUCUGUACCUCCAGGAGAUGGGUGCUGAGCUGGAGGAGGCCCCCGCGGAGCCAGACGAGGAGCAGCUGUGGGAGAAAGUGCUGCAUUACUUCCUGCAGUCUGAAGGCAGCGCUGUACUGAACCAGUGGAACGACCAGGCACCACCUCGACCCAGCAUCAGAGUGCAGGACUGGUUUCUGUCCAUGCGGGGCAGCCCUCACUGGGACUGGCUCCUGGGGCUGCUGCAGAGUCUCAUCAGUCUGUCGGAGCGGCAGCCCCAAAAGCCCCUGUUGUCUUUCCUGUCGCAGAACUGGAGGACAGUGAGUGCUGUGUUUGAGGCUACACUUCAGGCUCUGCUCAGUGGUACCUAUGGCCAGGCCAGUGCAGGACUGCAGGGCUUCAUCUGUGCUCUGAAGGGUCACAGUGACUGUGCCUUCAAUGUCAGCUGGCUCCAGCAGCUGCUGCGCUUCCUAGAAACACGCAACUGGAAGCCUGUGGUGAGUCUCCACCCAGCAGGGGAAGGUGCUGAACACAGUAGGAGCUCAAGUGCAUUUGGACGAUUUAAGCCCUUCAGCCUGCCCCCUGAGGCCAUGAGGCAGGACGGGUUGUCUGGUCACGCAUCUGUGGAAGACGCAGAGGAGGAAUAUCCAGAAUCCAUACAAAGUUUCCUGCUUCAGGCGUUAUCACGUUCAGGUGGAGGAGAGAGAGGGGGCCCCAUGGCACAGAAUAAUCUGGCUCUGGUUCAGACUUUGGAUGGGCUGCGGAGCGGCCUCCUACACAGGGUGGGUAGUUCUGUCUACGGUAACCUGAGGAAGAAAGUGUCACGAGUUACCAUGGCACUGCUUGAUGAUGUCAGCAGCCUGGUGGACGUGCCGCAGCCCAACAUUCGGGGCCGGUGCUCAGUCGGUGACCUGAGACAACUGAUCUUAUGGGGGAUAAAACAUAAUGUGACGUGGAACACUCAGGCUUUGGGCGUUAACUCCCAGGGUCUUCCAAGCUCACUGCCUUUCCUGUCCUGUCCCUCCACGGAAGGAUAUGAACAAAGAUCACGACUAACACCGGCACACUCAUCUCCAAAAACAGGCCCAUCCUCACGAAAAAUCCCAGAUCAAAAACACCUUCACGACCUCCCUACCACACCUGAGCGCUCCCAGCCACAACAAGGCAGAAGAAGAGAAAGCAGCAUCCAGCAGAGAGAAAUGGAGUACUUCACCUCUAUAGAAAUCCUGGAGGCAGCGUGUAAUGAAUCCAUCCCGGGGUUAACAGGCGUGUCCAACUUCACUGUGUUCCUCUACUGUAAAUUGUUUGAAGGGGAAAACGGGUCAGUUGAUCCUGCUGAGGCCCACAUGGGUCUCGACCUGCAUGCUACGUGCUCUGAUGCAGCUUGGUACCUGUCUGCUGCUGAGGAGGACUUCCUCUGGGUUCAUGUGUGCAGCGAGUACUUUGCCCAUGAAUUUAACAACACAGUCUGUGCCAACUCUUCUUUCUGGCUGCAGAGAGCACAUCAGGCUGCUUCUACAAAGGACUACCAUUCUUUUGACCUGACGAGUAUAGAUGAACUGUGUGUGCAGCUGCCGAGUGAGGCAAUAGAAAGUCCGGUCCUGGAUGAUGACUGUCUGGCUCAGCUGGGCAGCAGGUUGCUCAGUGCGCAGGCCUUCAGACACUGUUUCCUGCCCAACAACUCCGUCAUUAUCUCAGCUCUGUGCGGGAGAGAGUCCCCUGACUCACAACAAUCCCUGCCAGAGGAAAGCUGGGCCGCAGCGUACUGCUCGAAGAUACUCAACAUCUCCCAUGAGGACAACUUUGAGGAGACUUGUCAGUACAGCGCAUGGGCUGUGCAUCAUUUCACCAACUCUACGCUCCUGGAGCUCUAUCUGCAGGCGGAAUUGGAGGGCAGGAAGUGCCUCCUGCAGAGGUUUUUUGAAAUGCUCCCGGCGCCCUAUGAGUUCGACACAUCGCAGCUGUGUGUGGACCCGGCUCCUCUGCUUGUGGAAGCUCUGCACAAGCUCAGUGUGUGUGAGGUCGAGGGGGGGGAGCAGGAAGGGUUUUUAGUGGUGCUGGGAUAUGUGUUGAGGGUCCUAGACUUCAUGGUAGGCCUCUCUUCGGGCCUUGAUGAGGGGGAGAGAGAGGCGAGACAAGGUUUGGGUCAGGCCAUCCUCCUCUCCAGUCUCCUUGACAACACACCCUGGGCCGCACUGCAGCCAGAAGCACAAAGGAGCAUCCUUCACACCGUGGGAGUUUUCCUCCGCAGGGAGCAGAACGCCACUCUCAAAGAGGACCUACUGAGCUGCUUCAGUCCCGUCCUAUGGGACCUCAUCCAGCGGGACGACAACUCGUCUGCCCUGAGGUUCCUGCUGCAGGAGUACCUCCAAAUGCCCAGAGACAGCAUCCGCACUCUUGUGAUGUCUGCAGAAAAAGAUGCUGUAAAGAGAUUCAUCUCCCACAUGCAUCAGAGCUGGGACCAGCUGCAAGUUGAGACCGACCAGGCGUCUCAAAAAGAGUUGCAGGCCAUGGAAACAAUGACCGCUGCUUUCAUCCAUAAAUUCCCCCGAGUGACCCCUGAAUUGUUCGUGGACAUGUCUCAGUUCAUCCCCUUCAUGUCUGUUUCCGAUAUUAUGAGCUUCCCAGCAUCCCUGAUAGUCAACGACAGCGUGUUGACAGCCAUUCGUGACCACAGCUCCGGGAUGAAGUCGCUGCAGAAAAAGGCCUUUGUGAAGAGACUCCUGCAGUCCAGUGUGGUUGGGGAUGUCCCAACAUGGCCACCGUACUUUCUCAGUUCAAUCCUCCCACUUUUGCCUUACCUCCCAGUCAGUCAUUUUCAGCAGCUGACAACCAAACAGCUUACUCCUCUGCUAGAGUUGCUAGGCAACAGCAGUCUGGAUGGUGUAAGGGGGCGCCAUGUGCUGCGGACGCUCUUCAGCAACAGGAAUAAUUUUACACGUGAUGACAUACCGAGGUUAGGAGUGCUUGUCUGUUACCUGGAUCCAGGGGAGCUGGGAUCCUUUCUCCAGGACUCGGCUGUGUCCUCGGCUCUCUGGCAGCAGUUGGCUCAGUGCAUGUCCAAAGGGUUGGUCAGCACCAGCGGCAGGCUGUCCUCUUGGUUGAUACCCGCUGCUGAAGCCCUGAACGUCAGCAGCAUGGCCCCUCGGGAGCUCUUGGCCCUCAGCGGUCUGUUUCCUCAGUUAGGAACUUCCUUCCUGCUGUCGCUCCCCUCACAGCAACUUCUGGAAAUCCUCUCACAACCAGGAUCACACAGUUACUCCCCAGCACAGGCUUUUCAAAUAUUACACAAAAUAUCACAGAACACCACUCUCACUGUAGACCAACUGUGCAGACUGAGGCCGUUAUUCUCGGGUCUCUCCCCCGCUGUGCUCAGAGACCUCCAGUGGCCUGAGAUCAGUGAAGCUCCCCACUGUCAGUGUUGGAGGACCAUGCUAAUUGAGCUUAAACCCGGACAUAGAGCCAUGCUAUACAAUGCAAUGCAGGAGGCUCUUCGCAGAGACUUGCAGAACAUCACUCCGCAGGUGAACUGCCUUCUACCAUGGCUUCCUCUGAGGAAGCUGACAGAAACUUUAAAUGGGGAAACAGUUCUGAGAGAUGUUGGCCUGUACAGAGACGUGCUCUGGUCACCACAGCAGGCACAACUUCUGUUCAAAAAGAUCCAUACAUUUAAAAACAUUACCCACAAUAUGGUGAGGGAUCUGGGUAAUAUUGCCAGUGGCAUGAGUUGUGACUUUUUGAGGCUUUGGAUCAACGAUACAGAUUUUGCAGAGCUGCUUCAGUUUGUGAGUGAGCUCCCUGGAGGCGUGAGACCGGCUCUGAGAAAAUGUAUUGUAGAAGAACUGAGGAAACAACCUGAGCUCGCCCUCAGUGCUUUGAGCUCUGAGUUUGCUGUAACUUUACCCGUGACAAUGAUAGAGGAUCUCUCUAAUGUAUCCUUCAGAGCCAUUCUGGACCACAUUCAGGCACACUUUGAGGAUUUCCUCAGACUGCCAUAUUACAAGCAGACACAUUUGGCAGAGAAGGCCGUAACUGAGCUGGGCUCUUUUCAGGCUCAGGGGGAGAUUGAUGGCUCCACUCUGGACGUCCUUGGGCCUUUACUGCCUUUCCUGGACCGGGACAGUUUGGCUCUGGUGGACAGAGCAGCUGUGGGUCUGCGGCUCGAGGAGAUGAGAAGUUUCUGCCUUCCUAAAGAGACUCUGAGAGAAAUGAGUGUCCUGCUCACAAAGAAAGACCUCCUCGGGGAGCCGUCUAAAUGGCAGGUUGGGGAUGUGGAACAUUUGGGCCGGCUGGUGUUUUCUCUCUCCACAAAGCAGCUUAACUCCAUCCCUCUGACAGUGUUGAAUACAGACACAGUGGAGCAGGUGCUGGAGGGCCAAAGUCUCUGGGAGGACAGUGUGGUGGGCGGAGUCUGUGUAUCUCAGUGUGUGGACCAGCAGCGGCAGAAACUGAAGACUCAGAGUCUCAUUCGAGGGAUUGUCAAAGCUCGGAGCAGGAGGGCCAAAGUGCCAGUCCCAAGCUGUGCAGACAUCAGAGGGACGUUUCCUUCAGCUUGGACCUCCACUCAGCUCAGCCGUAUGUCACAGCAGGAUCUGAAUCAGUGCGUAGAAGUUUUUGCUCAGGAUGCUUCUCUCAGCUCUGAGCAACGCCGAGCACUCUGGGUGAAACUCAGGCAGUCCUUCGGUCCGGUGAGAGAGCUAGGGGGGGAUCAGGUGCUAGCUCUGGGCCCGCUGGUGACUGAGAUGGGAGACAGAGAGCUGCACGACACCAACCUCACAGACCAGGGAGUGUUGGCACAUCUGGGGACACUGACACACUGGAGCCCAAAGAAGAUGAGAGCGUUGAUUUUAGGUGUGAUGCGGAAACGAAAACUGAAAGUGGAGCAGUUAACAGCUCUUGAUCUGGCAACGUUUGGCCAUCUGAUGUGUGGCCUGUAUCCCUCAGAGAUCAGAAGACUGAGCGCCUACAACCUCAGUCUGGCUGUCCUGUUCCUGCGGGAGACGUCCCUGCCGUGCACGGAGCAGCAGAUGGAGGCGUUGACAAGCCGUUUGUCCAGACCUGAGGCCUUUGGUCCACUCAGUGCUUGGGGACCAGAAGUUUUCACGGAAAUUGGGACAAUAGCAGUGGGCCUGGAGGACAUGGUGCUGUCAGCUCUGGUACAAGAACAGGUGGAGGGAAUCUCACCUGGAGCCAUCGCCCUGAUGUCCCCGAGAAAAAUGGCAGUGGUGUUCAGUGCUGUUCAGAUGUCGUGGCUGAGUGCCGAGCAGGCGUGGGCCGUCUCCGAGGAGCAGUGGGCAGAGCUGGACACCGAGCAGAGGCACGCUGUCGGCCUCGCAAGAUAUGAAGGAGACGUACUGCUGGAGCUGAGAGGGAGAAACUCGGCUCCAGCAGCAGACAGCUUCUCUAUCCGCUCACUGGCUCUGUGCCUCUUGUUAUGGCAACUCAUUUAACAAGAUGGAAUGAGAGUAAUUGUCCCUUGACCUCCCUUGGA